AUGGCAGACCCAGUUAGCAUAGCGACCGGUGUUCUGACAGUUGGGGGCUUUGCUCUCAAGUCCAGUAUAGCACUUCACGGGAUCAUCCGUGGCUUGCAAAGCCAGAACAGGGACGCCCGAGCGCUCAAAGCAGAGGUGAGCGAUUUGACGGGGGUCUUAAGCUCACUCCUGGAGACCAUCGCCAACAACCCAAGCCUCGACUUCCAACCCCUCGAACGGCCACUUCAACGCUGCGGCAAUGCGUGCGAAGAGUACGGCAAAAUCAUAUCCCAAUGCACGAAACAUUCCAGCAACACAUCGCGUUCGAGCAUGCGUGACUGGAUAACGCAAAAAUAUCUUCAGGGAGACAUCAACGACUUCAGGGCUAUGUUAGCCGCACACAAGUCCACUAUCAACAUUGCUCUGGCAAACGCAAACCUACGCAUCGCUGUUAUAUCGCCCGAGGUCCUGGAGAAUUAUAGGGACAUGAUUUCCGACACCACAAGCGACCUAAGCGCCCAUUUAGAAGACCUGCAGGAGAAGAUCGACCGCCUAAAGGACGGAGAUCCCGCGGCUAUCGAUGAUGUUGCAAAGGAGUGGCAUGCAAUGCUGGAAGAAAAGGAAAGCACCCAACAAGGUCUCGAUAUGUGUGCUCAGUUGUCUGCGCAGAUCACGCGAUUUGAAUCGGCAUCAACGGAGCGUGUUCACUUUUCGGGGCGUCCAUCGGCACACAAACACAUCAAAACUGGCCUAAGCGAAGCUGGACGAUCAAUACAGUCUCUCGUAGCUCGUCUACAGACUCAUGAAGCUCUUAUCGACAGUCAACUGGAGGCGAUGUCUCUGAAAGAAGCGCUGUCUGAACCUGUCGCCGCACAACUGGCACGACUCCAGCAGACAAAGGAGAGCGUUAGCCAAUGCAUACGAAUCGUGUCCGACGCUGGUGAACUGGCCAAAGAGCGGAGCAACGUCUUCGAAGACCUCACACUGGCAGAUAACAGUUACGCAUUUUCAGUCUCAACAGUCAAUGACCUAGUGACGGCCAGGCGGCUCAAUCUCAGUGGACGCUCACGGCACGUUGGCGGGCAAGUAACAAAUGAGACCGUGCAGAAGAGUAUGGAGGCUCUCACACAACUGGAUGCAGAGUAUAUCAGGUCUUUGAAAGAAACGCAGCCUCGGCGCCAGGCCUCACCAAUUUCAACUUCGACCUCCCCAAAAGAACCAAAUAAUACCAAGCAAUUCCAUGACCGUUUUGGUCCUGGGGUUACGCUCAAUCACGGCUAA
Colletotrichum higginsianum IMI 349063 is the source of this 1260-nucleotide messenger RNA. RefSeq lists its product as uncharacterized. The record is from RefSeq and is a predicted model, not a curated record. Bases 1 to 1260 code for a protein of 419 amino acids. The transcript is spliced from 2 exons. NCBI's taxonomy places the organism in Eukaryota, Fungi, Ascomycota, Sordariomycetes, Glomerellales, Glomerellaceae.